AUGAAGUCUCUUGAAGAUUUGUUGGCGUUAAACGUAACGCGGGACCAUCAGGCCCUUGUUUGCAUCUCGCUCCCUCCCAACAUUCAUUCAAGCGGUUAUUGGAGAAAUUCUAAGGUAGAUGAUGAAUCACCCUUUUCUGCUUCUCGUCCAUUGAGCGUCAAAAAACUCUCAAGUGCUACGUUGUCAGUCCUCGAAGAGCAAAUAGCUUUGGCUUUUUUCCUCACCCAGUUCCUUCAUCUCGCUCUUAGGUGCUUUGGAAUCCCCAUCUUUGUCACUCAGAUGCUGGCAGGUAUAAUCCUCGGUCCAGGGAUGUUGGGGAGUAUAUGGCCUGGAUACGAAAAAGUCAUGUACGACAUUGUGAGUCAGGACGUGAUGGGGACGUUAACGGUGUUGGGUUACUGCAUGUUUUUGUUUCUGAUGGGAGUGAAAAUGGACAUCGGCAUUGUACUUAGAACAGGGAGGAAGGCCUUGUACACCGGGGCUGGCUCCUUGCUAGUGCCUUUAUGCAUCGGUCUGUUCACUCUUGGAACCCGAGGUGUUUUUCUUAACUGGGAGUUAGAGCAAAAUGACUUACAGGCCCUUGCAUUAGCCGUAGUCACAAACGCGCAGACUUCAUUUACCGUCAUUGCCUGCCUCCUCGGGGACCUCAAACUCCUCACUUCGGAACUUGGCCGCUUAGCACUCUCCUCGUCUAUUGUGUCUGACAUUUUGGGUUUGUCUCUUCGAACUGUUACCAAACUGGUGAUGAGCACUGGAAAGGAGGGCGGAUUUUUUCGCAACACAAUUGCCGUGCUCGGUUAUAUCCUUGUUGUUUACUUUGGGGCACGCCCUGCUAUGUAUUGGAUCAUCAGACAGACGCCCAAAGGCCAGCCUGUUCACAACGGCUACCUUCUUAUCAUCUUGAUUGGGGUCUUAUGCUCAGCCCUAUUUUCGUUCUAUUUUAAUCAAUAUCUUUUCUUUGGCCCUUUCGUUUUGGGCUUAGCUGUCCCGGAAGGACCCCCGCUCGGCUCCUCUCUCGUCAAGUGCUACGAUUUCAUGGUGUCCGACAUUCUUCUUCCACUCUUUGUAACCUCCAAUGUGUGGCUCAUGAAUCCCAAAGACAUCAAGUUUAAAGGAAAAUUUGCAAUUCCUAGUCUUGUCCUCCUCAUUGUGUCUACUCUCUCCAAAUUUGGAGGCAGUUUAUUAACUGCACUUUACUGUGACAUGCCUCUAAUGGAUGCUUUGGGACUCGCUCUCAUAAUGUGCUGCAAAGGUGUCGUGGACUUGGGCUCCUUGAGCACCGUCACCAAAGAUAUGCCUUUGAAUGAAGAGAUUUAUGCCAUUAACGUACUUGGUAUCCUAAUGAUCGCAUGCGUUGUGUCAUUGCUUUUGAAACACUUCAACAUAUCCUCAAAGAAGUAUGGAGGAUAUGAGCAAAGAAACGUAGCGUGUUUGAAACCCAACUCAGAGCUCCGCAUACUUGCAUGCAUUCACAAGCAAAACAACAUUUCAGCCGUCAUCAAUUUUUUGGAUGCCUGCUGUCCAACUAAAGAGAGCCCCAUUUCCCUUUAUGUCCUUCACCUCAUUGAGAUGUUUGGCCAAGCUGCCCCUAUCUUCAUUUCCCACAGAAUGCAAACCAAGACACUCUCCAAUUGCUCGUACUCGGAGGACAUGCUUCUUUCUUUCCUUCAGUUCGAGCGGGACUUCAGUGAAGCAGUGACCGUACAACCUUUCACAGCCAUUUCUCCAGCCAAAUCAAUGCAUGAGGAUACAUGCACCCUUGCCCUUGACCGAGCCACGUCUCUCAUAAUACUCCCCUUCCAUCGACACUGGACUCUUGAUGGCUCCAUCAAGUCCGACGAUAGGGCUAUAAGGUCCUUAAAUAUCAGUGUUCUCGAAAGAGCACCAUGUUCUGUUGGGAUUCUUAUCAACCGUGGACCUCUAAGACAAUUAGCACUGGAAAAAAACUCAUCAUCUGAAGCAGUACAAUACAAAGUCGCCUUGAUCUUCUUGGGAGGAGAAGACGAUAGGGAGGCAUUAGCCUUAACACUAAGGAUGGCAGCGGAUCCAAGCAUCAGCCUGACCGUCUUUUAUCUCACAACCUCGAGAGACUGUGAGGCCACUAACUGGGAUAGGAUAGUUGAUUUGCAGAGCUUAAGAGAGUAUAGGGAAGGCUAUGUUCAUGCUUGCGGAUCAGCAUUUUAUGUAGAGAAGAUUGCAAAAAAUGGACCCGAAACGGUGUCAAUACUUCGGAGUAUUUUGAACGAAUACGACCUUUUCGUUGUUGGAAGAAGAAAACAUUGGGAAAGUCCUCAAACUUCAGGGCUUGAUGAAUGGAGUGAAUUCCCAGAGCUUGGUAUUAUUGGGGACAUGCUUGCCUCGGACGACUUCUGGUGCAGAUCUUCAAUCUUUGUGGUGCAACAACAACAAACCACAUAG
Pyrus x bretschneideri (Chinese white pear) is the source of this 2418-nucleotide messenger RNA. RefSeq names its product cation/H(+) antiporter 4-like. Bases 1 to 2418 code for a protein of 805 amino acids. Gene Ontology annotation, molecular function: antiporter activity. NCBI's taxonomy places the organism in Eukaryota, Viridiplantae, Streptophyta, Magnoliopsida, Rosales, Rosaceae. Gene Ontology annotation, cellular component: endomembrane system; membrane. The transcript has 3 exons. The record is from RefSeq and is a predicted model, not a curated record. Gene Ontology annotation, biological process: regulation of pH; proton transmembrane transport.